AUGCUCCAGCCCGGCUCUGGGACGCCCACGCCGGUGGCGGUGCAGUUUAUCGGGAUCAGCCCCAGCCCGAGCCCGUCGGGCCAGGGCAUUGGGAGCCGACAGACGAGCCAGGAGGCGGAGCCGGCCAAGGAUCCGCCCGCGCAGCCUUGUGAGCCCACUGGCGGCACUGAGAACGCUGCGGCCGGGACGCCGCAGAGCACGGGGGAGCAGGAUCAGCGUGCGCAGCCUCGUGAGCCCGCCAGCGGCAUCGAGGAGUGGGAAGUUGUGGCAGCCACGCCGCGGAGCGAAGAGGAGCAGGACCUGUCGCACCAGGCGGGAGCAGCCGCGGCGUCGAAGCACCAGGCCGCGGAGGAGCCGGAGAGCUGCGCCGCCGCCUGCGCCCCGCAGGGCGUGCGCCUCGGCCCGGGCGGCGGCAGCAACGAGCAGAACGCCCUGCAGGGCGGCGUGGGCAUGGGCGGCCCGUGCCGCCGGGAGCAGCCUCCAGGCUGCCGGGGGGGCGGGGUCCUGCCUCCGCCAGGCCUCGCGCAGCCCCAGUGCCUGAGCCCGCCCUCGGUCCUGGCGGGCGUGCCCCCCGGGUGGCCCAGCACUGGGACCGUCAGCGAGACGACGGUCACCAUGCAGCCCGGGCCCCUGCACAUGAGCAUGGUCGCCACCACGGGCAGGGUGGCCCAGGUGACUCCGGGCGGGCAGGCCGCCCGGAGCGGGGUGCAGCCCGGGUGGCUCCUGGUGUCGCUGGACGGAGAGCUUUACCAGGAACCGUUGCUGCACUCCAAGAUCGCCGGUGGAAGGCCGUACAACACGACUUUCAGCGUGCAGGAGGGGGUCAUCCCCGCACUCCUGGUGGCCAGGGCUGCCCAGUCGGAGCUGCAGUCUCAGCGCUGGGGCGCGGUGCCUCAGGACGUGCGGGAGCCGGCACGGAGCCCCACGGCGGCACCGGACAGCUGGCCCAACGGUGCCCCAGGUGCCGGCGUCGGCGGGCAGGGCGGCGACGACGGCUCACCUCUGCCAUUCGAGACCCCCGCAAAGCUGUUCAGUAUCGACGACAAUGCAAUCAAAGUGAACGGUCAGAGGUUCUUGGCGGCGGACGUCGUCGCGCGGCUGCAACAGCUGCAGGCCCAGGACAGCGUCGGUGACCAGGCGCCCUCGCCCGAAGCGCAGCAGGCGCGAGCCUCGAGCGUUGACGGCUGCGAGCGGAGGCAGGACGGCGCGCAGGUGUUGGCGGAGGUGACGUGCUCCUUGUCAGCGCCGGCCUGCGAUCUGCUCCCCGAGACCCGCUGGUUCGACGGCAGGAGGUUCGGCGAGGGCGGCUGGCGACGGCGGUGCGGCGGCGGGCUCCUCACGGGUGCCACCCUCCGCGUGGCCCUGCGGGUAGACGCCUGUGGUCCAGAGGUGAUUCUUGCGUGUGUCUGUCUGUGCUGGCUGCUCUUUGCGGGCAGCGCAGCUUUGACGUAG
This is a messenger RNA of Prorocentrum cordatum, 1452 nucleotides long. The record is from the annotation of a GenBank genome assembly. Lineage: Eukaryota; Dinophyceae; Prorocentrales; Prorocentraceae.